This is a messenger RNA of Xylona heveae TC161, 816 nucleotides long. RefSeq lists its product as hypothetical. Bases 1 to 816 code for a protein of 271 amino acids. The record is from RefSeq and is a predicted model, not a curated record. The transcript has a single exon. Lineage: Eukaryota; Fungi; Ascomycota; Xylonomycetes; Xylonales; Xylonaceae.
AUGCGAGAGUCGAAGUCGCCGAAAAGGUUCGCAACAGGCCACUCCGAGCCACGUCAGGGUGUAGUCUCCCAACCGUACAAUUUCUACCAGUCAAACUUUUCAGAAGCACGGACGUCUGUUCGGUCAUCUCUAUCUCAAGUGAUACGUCCUAUGACGUCUCGUACGAGACUCCUGACCCGUCAUAUCUCCUAUCCCCGCAGUCUUGAAAGGCCACGCACCCACAGUGGAUGUCACAGUCGGGACACUUCCAGGGACGGGUUUGAUUCAUGGGAUACGUCAAGUGUGGGCUACCAAACUCGUCAAGCCGUACUGCGGUCUUCUUUUCCAGUACGUGGGACAGCACUCGAGACUAUCCCUGGGAGUAGGCCUGACUCGCUCGCUUUCCCUCUGGGCCUUCAAGAACUAGCACCGGCGCAUAUCCGGACUCAUUCGGGCGGCAAGCGGUUCCCUAGCCCUACCGUUAGUGAGGCGCACAUUCAUCCGUUAUUCCGAUCAGACAGCCCUACACCUCCACCAACAGCCACCGUAGGAACAGUUGUCACGGCGGCUCCAUUUGGCGGGCAGAUGCUCAUGCCUCAUUCCAAUUUGAUGCUCGCUCAGAUACGGUCGGGGAGUUUUGUGUCAUUACCCAGCCCUUUGGUGCAUUCAAGGAGCUUUGACGAUGGAGCAAUUUUACGAAGUCCGACUCCUCCGAGCAGGGAAAUGACGCCUCCCAUCCCCGAAUACAUUCUUUCGGCUGGAUCAAGAACUAGCUUUAUCUCGUAUGGAAGACGAAAGGCAUCGUUCAGGUCGUUUGAGGAUUCGCAACCAGGAUGA